Mus musculus (house mouse) is the source of this 7154-nucleotide messenger RNA. It is a transcript of the gene Cetn3, whose product is annotated as centrin 3. The record is from RefSeq and is a predicted model, not a curated record. The transcript is spliced from 5 exons. NCBI's taxonomy places the organism in Eukaryota, Metazoa, Chordata, Mammalia, Rodentia, Muridae. Gene Ontology annotation, molecular function: calcium ion binding. Bases 3260 to 3811 code for a protein of 183 amino acids. Gene Ontology annotation, cellular component: nuclear envelope; centrosome; nucleolus.
AAGAACUUUUUAAUUAUCUUUGCUUUUCUGUAUAGAGAUAAGUACUGUCUUCACCAUGCCAGUGAAUGCAUCCACCUUCUUUGUCUCCAUUUCCAUUGCUUGAUAUUCAUUUAAUUUUUCUUUUUGAGACUUUUCCUCCCAGUACCCAUUAAUCUGUUUCAGGCCAACAGCUUUUUAGGCUUCUUGUAUUUCCUUGUUCUCUUUGUUGACUUGUAUCUUAGUUGGGUUUUACUGCUGUAAACAGACACCAUGACCAAUGCAAGUCCUAUAAAGGACAUUUAAUUGGGGCUGGCUUACAGGUUCAGAGGUUCAGUCCAUUAUCAUCAAGAUGGAAACAUGGCCCCAUCCAAGCAGGCAUGGUGCUGAAGAAUCUGAGAGUUCUACAUCUUCAUCUGAAGGCUGCUAGCUGAAUACUCAGUUCCAGGCAGCUAGGACUAGGAUAUUAAAGCCCAUACCCACAGUGACACAUCUACUCCAACCAGGCCACACCUCCUAAUAGUGCCAUUCCUUGGCCCAAGCAUAUAUAAUCCAUCACAACUUGUGAAAUGUUUUCAUUUAAUAUUGCUUCUAGGUAGGGAGGGUAUGGGGGACUUUUGGGAUAGCAUUUGAAAUAUAAAUGAAGAAAAUACCUAAUAAACAAAAUAAUAUUGCUUCUAGGACAAAUUCCUAUAAGCUUGGUAGGCUAAAACAUUCUCCAGAUUAGGUAUAUAGGUAUAGCGUUGUAUAAGUAAUUUGCUUAGGGUCUUGCAAUUCCUCCCUAGGUAUAAGUGAUGCCAUCCCCCAUUCUGGAGGCUGUUGAAGAUGAGUGUGCUUUCUGAGACUGUUACUCCAAAUCAGUUCCCUGCCUUUGUUCGAUUGAGGGUCCCACUUUUCUUUUUGAAGGCCAUUUUAUGACUUUAAAAGAAAAACAGCAGGAUAGGCAAGUUGUCUUAAUAGCUUCUCAGAGAAGGUGGGAGAAGCAGCUAAAGACCAAUGGAUUUGAGUGUCUGCAAGAGUUUUUAGCAUGCUGAAGAUUUUUGCUAGUUACUUUUGCUACAAAAUAAAAAUUAUAAUUAUCAUGCGUUGAAUUUAAAGCACGGAAAUUAGCUCAAGAAUCUUAAAAAAAAACUUGCACAAAAAUCCAAGUGGAUCAAAUAUGUUUUAGUUGUAGAAACAGAAUUUUAUUUGAUUACUUUUGUCUAUAUUGACCAAAUCCAGUUCUCCAACUUUUGGUCACUUUUAGUUACUUUUAUUUUCUUUGAAAUAAUUUAAAUUUAACUAUGUAUUAGAAGCAUCAAAUUUAUAAUAAUUAUUGUGUGUGUGCAUGUGGGCCACAGCCAUGGCACGCGUGUGGUGUCAGAAGACCAUUGUUUGAGGUUGGUUCUCUCUUUUCACAAUGGGUUUCCAGUGGGGUUGCAAGGCAGGAGAAUACAACUUCCCUCAUCAGGCUUGUAUGAGAAAUACUUUUAAGCAAAACUUUCUUUUAAAGUAUUAAGUAAUAAUUUCUUCUUUAUUUCACUUCCUAGAAGAAUGUGAAAUUUAUGUGUUUCAAGAAAAUUCUUCAUAUUAAAUGAGAAUAUUUUACCAGCUUUUUAAUUCUAUCAAAGUUCCAUUAAAAAAAAUCUCAUUAUAUUAUUUCUCAGUAAUUUAUUCCUUCUAGUUUAGUUUAUUUUGUCCUUUGUUUCAAACAUCUCCAUGUAAAUGGUUUAUUUUCACCUUUAUUUAAUACUUUUCUUCUUAGGCUUGGUUUUACAAUCUUAAAAUUUUAGUAGUUUUUUUUUUCACUAGUGUUCUUUAGUAUACAUAUGACGUAAUCUAAUUUCCUUUUUUUGUUUGUUUGUUUGUUUUUUCGAGACAAGGUUUCUCUGUGUAGCCCUGGCUGCCCUGGAACUCACUCUGUAGACCAGGCUGGCCUCGAACUCAGAAAUUCACCUGCCUCUGCCUCCCAAGUGCUGAGAUUAAAGGCGUGAGCCACCACUGCUUGGCCUAAUUUCCUUUUAAACUUGUUAGUAAAAGUACUUAAUUUUUAUAUUUUAGGCAGGGUCUACUACUAGUCCUGGCUGGCCUGCAAUUCACAAUGUAAAGAAUUCAAAGAUCUGCUUACAUGUCUCUUGGGUGCUGGGAUUAAACAUGUGUAGCACCAUGCCCAGUUGAGUUCUUCAACAUUUUUCUACUUUGGUUUUGGGAGUGCUAUCAUUUAGCUAUUACUUUUUAGCUUUAUCCCAAUCCUUUACUUGUCCAAAUUCCUAUCUACACUCUAGCUUAACUCAUGCAUAGCCAAUUACACAGCGUCCUUCGUUCACAUAUAAGCUUACAUACAGUAUUUGCCGUUUCUAAUUCCUAGCCCCAGUUUAUUGUAUUUAUACCGAUAAGCACUGCAGGUUAGCUCAGUAGUUUCCAAGUUUUCCACAAUAAUACCUCAUUUUAUGCAUCAAAUAUUUAUGGAGCACCUAAGUUCCAGAUAUUUUGUUUGGUACAAAUACUCGUGUAAACAGAACCCUGGCCUUGAAGACAGUCAGUCUCGCUCGCAGUCUGAUGAUCUAAGUAAACUUUAAGAGGCUUGGUGGGCAGUGAAGAUAAGACGCACAUAAACACUUUAUAGCACUAGAAAAUGAGAAGCAGAAGCAAGCACACAUUUCCAAUCGCACAGAAGAAAAGGGUGGUUUGGCUAGUCUCAUUGUAAAUGACCUAACAAAACAGCAAAACGAGAAGCCUAAUCCAUAAUCCAGCCUGCCUUAAAAUCACUUGGGAGAUGUACGGGGGAGAACGCUUAGCUUGGUCCUCACUGAACUAAGAAUAAAGAAUGUCGCCUUUAGAUUUAAGUUUCUCAGGUGCACCGGCCACCUAAAAUUGUACAUCUUUUCGCAGACCUGGUUCCCCAAUAAACUGCUCCCUCGUUCUGAGCAGGCUGCUUGGGCUGGCCUUUUCCCUUCCCUCGGUCGACGCCGUGCAUGUCACGCGUGGGGCCUCGCCUUGCCUGCCUGAGUCUCGCGUGGUGACUCUAAUACGCGCGCAAGGGAGUCGGGAAAGAACCUGGCCAAUCCAGGGAGCCAGACUGACAACCAGGGCCAAAAAAUGUGUACUUGAUUGACAUGAAUGCUGACCAAUGAAAAAAGAAGAGCAGCGACGCUUCCGCCCCAAUAGGCCGGCUGUUGGCAAUUUCAGCCAAUCGCGCCCAGAAACUUGUCUGGUGGGUGGUCCCCGAGGCGUGGAGGUUGGUGGCUGUUGAGCGGUUCCCGUGGUAAAGUCCCCGAGUGGAACAUCUCUGUCGGAAGAGAGAAUGAGUUUAGCUCUGAGAGGUGAGCUUGUAGUAGACAAAACAAAAAGGAAAAAACGAAGAGAGCUCUCUGAAGAACAGAAGCAAGAAAUUAAAGAUGCUUUUGAGCUGUUUGAUACCGACAAAGACCAAGCCAUAGAUUAUCAUGAAUUAAAGGUGGCAAUGAGAGCCUUGGGCUUUGAUGUGAAAAAGGCUGAUGUGUUGAAGAUUCUUAAAGAUUAUGACAGAGAAGCCACUGGCAAGAUCACAUUUGAAGAUUUUAAUGAAGUUGUGACAGACUGGAUACUAGAGAGAGAUCCACAUGAGGAGAUACUGAAAGCAUUUAAACUAUUUGACGAUGACGAUUCAGGAAAGAUAAGCUUGAGGAAUUUACGGCGUGUUGCCAGAGAGCUGGGUGAGAACAUGAGCGAUGAGGAGCUCCGGGCCAUGAUAGAGGAGUUUGACAAAGACGGCGAUGGAGAGAGGAGCAGAGAGCCCACUUGUCUGUUGAAGUGCUUCUCACUUUCUCCAGCGAGAACUUUGGAAACACCAUCUUUUUCUCAAAAGCCUCCUUAGUGGUGUAUGGCAGCUGAUGAGGGUGCCAUUAAGGGCUCAUGACAUUUAGAAGAGCAAACUACCUUCAUAUUUUAGUAUGUUUAAUAUGGAUCCUCUUGGUUGCAAACCAAGUUUUGUACUUUUUUUUUUAUAUUUUAAACUGAUGAAGAUAAAAAUAUUUUUUUGCCAUUUUGUGACAUUUAGUAAUUCAUUUGCUUUUAUAAAUGUUUAAUGGUAUCCAAUUUUUAAGAAUAACUAUUUUUUCAAUAUUAUGGGUUUAAUGAAAUAAAGACUGCAAAUGUGGAUAUGAAGGCAAAUAAUGUAUACUACAAAAUAGACAUAAAUAUGUAGGUAUAUCUGAAGAUAAAGAAGAUUAAUACCACAGUCUCUCAAAAUAAAUAUAAAUAAUAUAAAACAAAGUACACUAUGUGCUUUUAUAAAAAUGAAAGUAACAUUUAAGAAGCUAUAGCAGACCACUUUUUAAAUAAUGAUAAUGAUGGUUGGAAUCUUUUAUGUUACUCAAUUUUCAUAAUAGCUUCUGUAAAGUGGAUAGAGUACUGUAGCUGUAUGCACAUAAGAGAGAUGCGUGUAUAGUAGAUUAUCACAGAGCUAGUCCAUGAUAGCAGCAGAGCUCAGACUCAGUUCUCCACAGUGAAAAGGGCAUUCUGUAUUGUUUGAGAUACUACAGUAAGAUGUUAACUGCGAUGGGAAGCAGUGUAUUAAUUUAUUGACUAGUACUUCUGAUGCUAAACUUUGUUUUUUUAUUUUUCUUUUGAAGCCAUGUAGCUUCUCAGGUACUCAAACUUUAUAUAGAUUGUGUGUGUGUGUGUGUGUGUGUCUGUCUGUCUGUGUUUGUGUCUGUGUGUGUUUGAGAGUCAUUUCUCACCUUCUUCCUUGUUGAGGGAGUGACUUCCUGUUUCUGUUUCCGGGUUGCAUACUUCUGGCUAGCAUGCCUGCUAAGAUUCUCCCUUCUCUCUGUAGGAGUGCUGAGAUCACAGAAGUGCACUGCACUAUCUCUCAGGUUUUUAUCUGGGUCCUGGGGGUUGAAUUCUGGUCACCAGGCUUAUGUGGUGAAUGCUUUUUGGCUGAGCCAUCUUCUUGGCCACUCAGAUACUUAUCUUUAAGCCAGGUGUUAUGCUGUUGUCAGAAAGAUGGUUGGUGAAGUUAGAAAGCCUGGCUUUCUUGUCACCUCCCUAGUAGUCAAGUGGCUAGUUUGGUUCCUUUAGUUCCUUUGUUCUUUACUGUUUUAGACUUAACUGUUAUGCUUUUGGAUAUUAAAUCAUGAAAUAGAUUAAAAUAUUUUUGUAAUACUAUCAUAUGUUAAAGUAUAUAUAAAUAACAUAAAACAGCUAUUUGUGACUUCUACAACUUUUUGAAGCUGAAUUUGAAGUUUGAUUAUUGAAAUUUUAUAUUUUAAAAAAAGCAAAAUCUUGAAUAAAACUAAAGUACUUAGUUUUUAGUCAUAGCUCUGUUACAGUAUUAAAUGAUUUAUAACCAAAUCACUUUGAAGCUCCUUUUAUUGCUUUCCUAAGAAAAUAAUACUUUCUGGUUUGGCCUAGAAGCCUCAGUGUAGAUUGCUUCAAUUGUGUUUUUAGAUGAAGCUCCACACUGGCUUAGGAUUCUUAUCUAUUUGAAUUCUUAGUUGGGAGACAAACAGGUCGUAUUCUCAUAAGCUCUUUAGAUGUGGUAUUUAACCGAAGAGGUCACAACUCUUCAUUUCUCAGGUUCAUGAGUUGCUUUGUGUCCUGUCUCUUCCGUGUCUCUCAGAGGACCUUGUAAAUGUUUCAGACUGAGCAGGAGCUGAUGGAAGUCGGCCUGCUUUGACUUAGACUUCUCACUGGCCUUAGCUCACGGUUUACCUUUCUAGGUGUGUUUCCUCUUCCUGUGUCUGGGAUGGCAUUCCCCACCUUGCCUUCCCUUCUUUCUAAAUGCCAUACUUUUAAUUGACAAUCCAAGUCAUGAGUUGUCUUUAGUAGUGUUUUCCAAUACUUUUUGAUCCAUAUUUUAUAAUAUAUUACUGUAAGUUCUGUCCAUUUAUUCUCCAUUUCAAACUGAGCACAAUUAUUGCACCAGCUCUGGGGUUACUUUAUUAGAUGAAUUCUUGACAUAUAUGCCAUAAGUGAACAUUUUCUAAACCAUCCUCAAGGUAGCUUUAGCAUGAAAGUAACCUUACCCACAUAUUAAGAACGUGACUCUUUAAUAUUUUAGCAUCCAGUACCUGAGAAUGAGGUCUUUCAGCUUUAUGAUCCAUUGUUUCAUUCAGUUAGCAACAAUUUUAUAGUGACAUUUAUUCACCUCUGUUUGAUUCAAAUGUACUGUAGAAUAGCAGCCCUGCAUGUUUUGAUGCAUUAUACAGUACCUCUGUAGUGCUGGCAUUCAUUUGACUCCUGGGAAUAAGUGUGUCACUCAGUAAAUCACUGUGUAGGAUUUCAAAGGACACAGUCUAAAGCAUCCUCUGGCAGUUUCCUUUCCAGACGAGGGAGAUGGGGUGCAGAGCUGGUGUGUACAGAGCUGUGACAUGAAGCCAGGUCAUUGUUUUCAGUGUGCUGGUUUUUUGCUAUAAUCAGUUGGCAUUUAUAGCUUGUAUCUUAAAGAUUUACUAAGUCUUGAUGUCCAUAUUCUCACCUAGUUUACAUAGGAAACUUUGUUUUCUACACAUUCCUAUGUAUGAGUGUGUGUACUUUUUUGUUUUUUAUUUAUUUAUUUUUUUUUUUUGAGCCAGGGUUUCUCUGUAUAGUCCUGGCUGUCCUGGAACUCACUUUGUAGACCAGGCUGGCCUUGAACUCAGAAAUCCGCCUGCCUCUGCCUUGCAAGUGCUAGGAUUAAAAGCGUGGGCCACCACCGCCCGGCUUUUUACUUUGUAUGUGUGUGUGUGUGUACUUCUUAAACGUUACAUUUAGGAUUAGUCAUUCCUCUUUAUUAUAGUUCUGUUUAUUAUUAUGUUUUCUUAAACAUUCCGUAUACAUUCAAGUUCCUUACUAAAGUUUAUAUAUAGUUUUAGUAAAAGUGUCAAGUUGUUAGCAUGAAUGAUUUAUUUCCUGUAUUUUUAGUUUUUAAAAUUUUAUAGUUGCUGUAUAAUAAUCUGUAUUUUCUUAAAUUACUUUUUCUAUUGAAGGUUUACAUGCUUUUGAGGUUUACAUGAGGUAACUGGCUUUUUUUUUAAAAGAUAAGCUUCCAAAAUUAACAAUUUGUUAUUUUUUUUCUAGUUUUAAAACGUUUUAUUCUUUAGAAUUUUGUUAGUUCACAUGCAUGGUAUAGUCAAACUUAACUGAUGAAGGGAAGCCUUACUAAAUAUAUUAGUAAAGUACUGGUUAUAAAGAGUGCUUAACUACUUAUAUUAAAACUGUCACUUUUUAAACUGUGA